AUGCCUCAAGAAUUGGGAGUUCUAAACGCACUUGAUGUUGCAAAGACCCAAUGGUACCAUUUCACAGCCAUCAUCAUAGCUGGAAUGGGGUUCUUCACCGACGCCUACGAUCUUUUCUGCAUUGCAGUGGUGUCGAAAUUGCUCGGUCGGAUAUACUACUACACACCAGGGUCUCUUCGGCCGGGGUCACUUCCUCCGAACGUGUCGGCUGCGGUGAGCGGAGUGGCACUAUGUGGAACGCUGGCGGGGCAGCUGUUCUUCGGGUGGCUGGGUGACAAGAUGGGAAGGAAGAAAGUGUAUGGUAUAACGUUGGUUCUGAUGGUGGUAUGUUCAUUUGGGUCAGGGCUUAGUUUUGGGCACUCGGCCAAAGCAACAAUGACGACUUUAUGUCUAUUUCGGUUCUGGCUUGGGUUUGGGAUUGGUGGUGAUUACCCACUUUCCGCCACAAUUAUGUCUGAAUAUGCAAAUAAGAAAACUCGUGGGGCUUUUAUAGCAGCUGUUUUUGCCAUGCAAGGAUUUGGAAUUUUGGCUGGUGGGAUCGUCGCUUUGAUUGUUUCAGCUGCAUUCAACAAGAGAUUCUCAGCACCUUCAUACGAGCAGGACCCAGUCGGCUCAACCGUACCAGAGGCGGACUAUGUAUGGCGCGUAGUUCUAAUGUUCGGUGCCAUCCCUGCAGGAUUGACAUACUAUUGGCGUAUGAAAAUGCCCGAAACAGCCCGUUACACCGCUCUAGUGGCGAAAAAUGCGAAACAAGCUGCAGCGGACAUGUCGAAAGUGUUACAAGUAGAGGUGGAGGCAGAGCAAGAGAAGUUAGAGAAAAUAGUAGGCACAACCAAAAACAGCUUCGGCUUGUUUUCCAAACAGUUCCUCAAACGCCAUGGCCUCCAUUUGCUUGGAACCACAAGCACUUGGUUCUUACUAGACAUUGCAUUUUAUAGCCAAAACCUCUUCCAAAAAGACAUUUUCACCGCAAUUGGUUGGCUCCCUCCCGCUAAGACCAUGAGCGGUUUAGAAGAGUGCUUCCGCAUCGCCAAGGCCCAAACCCUCAUUGCGCUUUGUGGGACCGUGCCAGGCUAUUGGUUCACCGUGGCUUUGAUUGAUAUCAUUGGCAGAUUCACCAUCCAAUUAAUUGGGUUCAUUAUGAUGACUAUUUUCAUGUUCGCCCUUGCUUUCCCUUACAACCAUUGGAUUUUGAAAGAGAAUCGAAUUGGGUUUUUGGUCAUGUAUUCCUUGACCUUUUUCUUUGCUAAUUUUGGGCCUAAUUCCACUACUUUUAUUGUUCCUGCUGAAAUCUUCCCGGCUAGGUUUAGGUCCACGUGUCACGGCAUCUCCGCCGCCGCCGGCAAGGCCGGAGCAAUCAUCGGUGCUUUUGGGUUUUUGUAUGCAGCACAAAAUCCCGACCCGGCAAAGACCGACCCAGGUUACCCAGCGGGUAUUGGUGUCAAGAACUCUCUCAUUGCACUUGGUUGCAUUAAUUUCGUCGGCAGUUUGCUUACCUUGUUGGUGCCGGAACCUAAAGGAAAAUCCCUCGAAGAGUUGACCGGUGAGAACGAGGCACCGGAGGAAAAUGUCGUUGGCCACCAACAAGUGUGA
This is a messenger RNA of Benincasa hispida (wax gourd), 1593 nucleotides long. RefSeq names its product putative inorganic phosphate transporter 1-3. Gene Ontology annotation, molecular function: phosphate transmembrane transporter activity. Gene Ontology annotation, cellular component: membrane. The record is from RefSeq and is a predicted model, not a curated record. Lineage: Eukaryota; Viridiplantae; Streptophyta; Magnoliopsida; Cucurbitales; Cucurbitaceae. Gene Ontology annotation, biological process: phosphate ion transport; transmembrane transport.